CAAAUCGUGUUUUCCAGAGGGGACAGGACCCCAACGUGUACCUGAUGCCCAGUUCCGCCACCAGAGCCAAGAGCGCCUUCCGGGUGAGGGUGCGUUACAUGUACAACCGCCUGUGGAGCGAAUGGAGCCCCACGCAGCGGUUCGGCCUCCCGGAGCAGGAUUUCAGCGGCGCCCUGGUGGGGCCCGUGGUGGGGACCGCGGCUUUGUCCGCGCUCGUCCUCAUGUUCUUCUGCAAACGGUUCUCCGUGAGGCGCAGGAUGUUCCCUCCCAUCCCGCAGGUGAAGAAGGAAAUCGCCAGGGCCCUCAUGCCCACACCGGGGGUCGCCUGGGACGAGGGCCACCCCCCGCCGGGCCCCCAGGACCCCGAGGACGUGGUCACGCUGGAGGCAACGUGCUGACGGGCACGGGGACCAGGGGAGAUGGUGCGUCCCGCCUGCGAUCACUUCUGGCCCCGUGUGGUGUUAGUAAAACGUUAGAUAAAUAAAAUAACAUAAGAGAA
Messenger RNA from Herpailurus yagouaroundi (jaguarundi), 499 nucleotides. Its product is annotated as granulocyte-macrophage colony-stimulating factor receptor subunit alpha-like. NCBI's taxonomy places the organism in Eukaryota, Metazoa, Chordata, Mammalia, Carnivora, Felidae. The transcript is spliced from 6 exons. The coding region runs from base 45 to 398 and encodes 117 amino acids. The record is from RefSeq and is a predicted model, not a curated record.